UUUACCAUGUAGUGAUGUAGCUAACUACUGGAACUACACACUACUGUUUUACCAUGUAGCGGUGUAGCUAACUACUGGAACUACACACUACUGUUUUACCAUGUAGCGGUGUAGCUAACGACUGGAACUACACACUACUGUUGUACCAUGUAGCAGUGUAGCUAACUACUGAAACUACACACUACUGUUUACCAUAUAGCGGUGUAGCUAACUACUGGAACUACACACUACUGUUUUACAAUGUAGCGGUGCAGCUAACUACACACUACUGUUUAUCAUAUAGCGGUGUAGCUAACUACUGGAACUACACACUACUGUUUACCAUAUAGCGGUGUAGCUAACUACUGGAACUACACACUACUGUUUUACCAUGUAGCGGUGUAGCUAACUACUGGAACUACACACUACUGUUUUACCAUGUAGCGGUGUAGCUAACUACUGGAGCUACACACUACUGUUUUACCAUGUAGAGGUGUAGCUAACUACUGGAACUACACACUACUGUUUUACAAUGUAGCGGUGCAGCUAACUACUGGAACUACACACUACUGUUUUACCAUGUAGCUAAUUACUGGAACUACACACUACUGUUUUACCAUGUAGCUAACUACUGGAACUACACACUACUGUUUUACCAUGUAGCGGUGCAGCUAACUACUGGAACUACACACUACUGUUUUACCAUGUAGCGGUGCAGCUAACUACUGGAACUACACACUACUGUUUUACCAUGUAGCGGUGUAGCUAACUACUCACUACAGGUUUAGCAAAAACAAAAGAAAUGGGUCAAGUAGGCAAUAAUUUUUUCGCCAUCAGACCAUCCUAAUUCUCACUUGAAACAUUUGUUGUUGUGUUUAAUAGGCUGAAUUACACAUUCUGUUAACAUCUGACUCCCAGAUCGAUCUGUUCUUGCAAUUUGUAUUCUAUGACAUUUUAAAUUUAGAUAUGAUAAUUUAUCAGGAAGUAGUUUUGAUGUAUUGAACUGCUUUUUUAAAGUAACUUUAGUUCAGUAAACUGUAUUUUUCUUAAAAGUAGGUUUAGUGUAGCUUAACUUCUUCCAGUAGCUUGGUAAACAAUCUUUUCAGAGUAGCUUCCACAACACUGCGUUAAAACCAUAAUUGUUGUUAGCUUCCUGUUUCCUAAAUGGUGCAAAACAUUACUCCUAGAAACAUCUGAUCCAUUUAUUUACAACCUCAGAGGAGCUUUUGUGUAUGUGGGUGAAAACACAAGACCUUAAGGAAAAACUGUUAUAGAGUAUACUGGAUUUCUGUCUUCAAGGUAUGCAAGCCCGGUAGUUCAGGUUGAUCAUGCUUCUCUCUCUCUAUCCCACCUCUCCAGCUAAACAAACUAAAUCUGAUGAAAAGUGUACUAUUAGAAAUGACCCUGUUUACUUUUAAAAUAUAUCGCUUCUGUACUUCAGAGGGCCACUGCCAGCCUGCCAUGUCCCACUUUCUUCACUUCUCCAGCUAAACAAAAAGUCUAACCUAACCAAAACACCUUAACAUCAACACAAUGACAACUCUUAUUUACUAUCUUCAAGGUAGUUCAGAGGGCCACUGCUACUAUGCAAAGCUUUUUCUCUCUCUCACUCCACUUCUCCAGCUAAACAAAAAGUCUAACCUAACCAAAACACCUUAACAUCAACACAAUGACAACUCUUAUUUACUAUCUUCAAGGUAGUUCAGAAGGCCACUGCUACUAUGCAAAGCUUUUUCUCUCUCUCACUCCACUUCUCCAGCUAAACAAAAAGUCUAACCUAACCAAAACACCUUAACAUCAACACAAUGACAACUCUUAUUUACUAUCUUCAAGGUAGUUCAGAGGGCCACUGCUACUAUGCAAAGCUUUUUCUCUCUCUCACUCCACUUCUCCAGCUAAACAAAAAGUCUAACCUAACCUAACCAAAACACCUUAACAUCAACACAAUGACAACUCUUAUUUACUAUCUUCAAGGUAGUUCAGAGGGCCACUGCUACUAUGCAAAGCUUUUUCUCUCUCUCACUCCACUUCUCCAGCUAAAUAAACAGUCUCAGCAGUCCCAGACGUAGCAGGGUGGAGGGGCCUCCAUUCCCGGCCCCUGAUUGGACCACAGGCCCCUGAAUGGCUCCAUUGAGCACCACAGGAAGAAUUUGGGGAGACUCUCUCUCUCUCUCUCUCUCUCUCUCUCUCUCUCUCUCCCUCUAGCUGCCGCUGUCUCUCUCUCUAAUUCUCCCUCUUUCCCUCACUCUCUCCCUCUAUCUGCUUCUCUCUCUACUUCUCCCUCUCUCCCUCGCUCUCUCCCUCUAUCGGCCUCUCUCGCUCCCUCUCAACUUCUCACUCUUUCCCUUGCUCUCUCGCUCUCUCUCUCUCUCUCUCUCUACUUCUCCCUCUCUCUAUUUCUUUCUUUCAUUCUCUUUAGGUCAGUAGAGGAAUGUGUGUGAUUUGGCUAAACAACUGACCACUCAUUUCGCAGUCACGCAGCAAACCUCCUUCUCCCUCCCUCUCUCCUUCUCUCUCUACCCCCUUCUUUCAUUUUCAUGUCUUUCACUCCUUGUUGCGUUCCCUGUUGUACUGUGGUUGUGAACCUCGUGAACUGUUAAUCCUGUGGUCAGUCAGUCGGUGGGUUCAUUGGUCUGUACAUCACAGGAGCCAUGGUGGCAGUAAACGGAUCAGGGGAGAAGUGGAGGCUGGUGUUAUUGGGGGCUUUCCUCAUCUGUGGGUUAAUCCUGGAGUUUGGACAGUGCCAGCAGGAUGAGCAGGAGGGACGGACCACCCCGCCAGACCGUAAGCCCAAAUCCAGUAAGGGUAAACCAGUGAGGGGAGCAGGUAAAGCCACAACCAAACCCAAACCCAGGUCUAAAGCAACACUGGCUCCCCCAUCAGCAGUCAACCAGGGACCUGUUCACCUGACACAGGUGGUGAACAAGGGGAAGUUCCGGCGUGUUGCCGACAGUCUGAGCAUCCGGUCGGGUGACACCCUGGAGCUGAGGUGUAAAGGGAACCCUGUUGAGUGGGGCGUUCCUGUUUACCUGGAGGAGGACGACGAGGGGAGACUCAGGACGGUGCAGCAUGACCGGUAUGGCACCCUGACCCUGUCCAACUCUACAGGAGCAGACACUGGAGAAUACACCUGCUUCCCCAUGUACUGUGAAGACAGGGACUGCAGGAAGGUGUACGACAAGGCUGUCAAAGUCUUUGUCUUCUUCCCUGACCCACAGGAGCUGUUUGUCCCCUCUUCCUCCUACUAUGAGGUCAUCCAGCUGAGGACCAAUUGGCCAACAGUCCUCCCCUGUCAGGUGACAUCACCUGACGCCAAGGUGUCUCUGCACCGGGAAUUUCCCCCGGUAGAGGUGGCGGUGGACGGAGCAGAGAUCACGUUUAAUGUUAAACAGGGAUUCACUAUCCACCGGCCCAAGCUGCACCACGCCGGGGAGCUGUACUGCGUUGCCAGCCUUGGAAACCUCAGGCAGAGCUCCGUCAAGUACAUGCUCAUAUACGUCAACUACCCUGUGGCGCCCCCGACCCCAGUGAUCCAGGCGUCCUCCAACUCUGUGGCCAUUGGUCAGAACCUACAGGUCACCUGUACUGUGAUUGGAGAACAGGACGUGGUCAUAGACUUCACCUGGGAGUACCCUGGGCAACAGAUCGGCAGGCCUCUGUACACCCAGGACAGUGUUCUUCCGGACGGAGGGGGUCUGGGGAGGCAGCACUCCCAGACCGUCCUCCUGGUGGAUGAGGUGAGGGAGGUGGACGGAGGGACUUACACGUGCACAGCCCAGAACCUGCAAGGCUCCAGAACCACCUCCACCACCAUCAAAGUGCUAGCGGCUGCUGCUAAGGAUAAGGUCAAAGACAAGCCCAAGCCUAAAAAACCCUGAGAGUCAAUAGACUUCAGAUCAGAAAUGGGAGAAGGAUGGCAUAGCCACGAAGGAGAAGGAAGUAGCCUAUCAAGAUGGAACUGGAACUGUAGAAUGAGUUGGUUCUAAGUCCAUGGGUGGAACCUUGUUUUAAUUGACCAUUCUACUCCUGACGUUACUAUGUACGUAUACUGUGAAGCUAUAGGGCUCAAUGAGUGAGCUCUCAAGUAGCUCAUGGAUAUUAAAACAGCCAGUAGUUACCACACACACAGCAUAGAAGGUUUACACAGGGCGGAGGGAAAGAGAAAGCUGGGCGGAUUAAUGUAAAUUGGGGAGAGAGAGAAAGGGAGUGGGGGGAGCCAGAUAGCAUUCUGAGCAUCUACAUUGUAGUGAAUGUAUUUUGAUAGACAUAAUUAAUAGAAUAUAGACAUAAUAAAUAGAAUAGAACAACGCACCCGUAUCAAUGCAGAUUUAAAGGACCAUCAUUCAGACCUUCACCUUCUUUGGUGUGCGUUUCUAUGUCGCAAGUAGUGUUCCUUUUGUACCUGUGAGAAUAUCUCCUCUCCAACUUUCCACCGCCGACAGGUUUCUCUAGUGUUCUCUCUUCCUACUUCCUGUUUGUCUCAAUAAAGAAAUGUUUUCGUAGACUUA
Messenger RNA from Oncorhynchus nerka (sockeye salmon), 4487 nucleotides. RefSeq names its product platelet-derived growth factor receptor-like protein. The record is from RefSeq and is a predicted model, not a curated record. Lineage: Eukaryota; Metazoa; Chordata; Actinopteri; Salmoniformes; Salmonidae. The coding region runs from base 2631 to 3857 and encodes 408 amino acids. The transcript is spliced from 8 exons.